AUGGCUGAUGCAGCUCUAAUCAGAGGAUUACUUUCAAACUUGGCACCUCUGAUUAAGGAUGAAUUCUCGUUGUUUUGGAGUUUUAAGGAGGAGGUUCAAAAGCUAUCCAGCACGCUAUCUUCGAUUAGUGCCGUACUUGAGGAUGCAGAGAGAAAGAACGUGCAGGAGAAGGACAAACAAACGGAAGAUUGGUUGCGGAAACUGAAAGAUGUGGCGUACGAGGUUCGAGACAUCAUGGAUGAGUGCACCUUUGAAGAUCUUCGUCUUCAAGUCAACAGGCGUAAUGCCUCCUCUUCAACCCUGAUCCAGGUAACCAACUCAAUAACCCAUCCUUUUAGAAGUAUUAGGACACGUCGAAAAGUUGGUCACAAAAUUAAGGAUGUUCAAAAGAAGCUUGACCAAAUUUCUUCAGAACGCCAAAUGUUACAUUUGCGUGAAUCUAUUCCUGACAAGUUUGCUAGUAGUUGGCGUGAAACCAUGUCUCUUUCUAGUUGUAAUCGAGUAUAUGGGAGAGAUAAGGAGAAGAAGCAGAUUAUUGAUAUUCUAGUCAAUAAUACAUCUAGUGCUUGUGUUGAUAAAAAACUAUCUGUUCUACCCAUUGUUGGAAUUGGGGGUCUUGGUAAAACAACACUUGCCCAAACAGUCUUCAACGACGAGGAAAUUUCUAAGUAUUUUGAAACCAAAAUCUGGGUUUGUAUUUCUGACGAAUUUGAUAUUAAAUUGGUGAUCAAAGCUAUCAUAGGAGCAACAAAUGAAACUUCCUUAGAGAUAUUGCAGAAAAUGAUUCAUGAUAGAUUGAAAGGGAAAAGAUAUUUGAUUGUAUUGGAUGAUGUUUGGAAUGAAAAUGUUGAGGCAUGGGAUCAAUUGAAAUCUAUCUUGAAUUGUGGAUCAAAUGGUGCGUUCGUCCUUACAACGACACGUAAAAGAAAUGUGGCAAAAAUCAUGGAAACGAUUCAACAUUUUCAGUUAUCAUUACUCUCUAACGACGAUUGUUGGCUACUACUUGAAGAACGUGCAUUUAUGUGUGGAACACCAAAAACUCCCAACUUUGUUGAUAUUGGAAAAGAAAUAGCUAAAAAAUGUAAGGGUGUUCCCUUAGUUGCCAAAAUAUUGGGAAGUCAAUUGAGCUUCAAAAAUGAUAUAAAUGAAUGGUGUAAUAUAAGAGAUAAUGAGGUAUGGGAGAUAUCUCUAAAUGAAGAAUCUGAUCUCUUGCCAAUUCUAAGGUUGAGUUACUAUGACCUUCCUUAUCAUUUGAGAAGAUGCUUUGUGUUUUGUGCUAUAUUUCCCAAGGAUGCUGAAAUUGAAAAGGAUAAGUUAAUUCAAUUGUGGAUGGCCCAUGAUUUAAUUCCUGCAGUUAAAAACCAAGAAGUGGAAGAUAUUGGGAAUACAAUUUGGAAAGAGUUGGGUUGGAGAUCCUUUUUUCAAGACGAGAAAUUACAUUGGUUUGGACGUUAUGAAAUAUGUAAAAUGCACGAUAUUAUGCACGAUCUUGCCCAAUCUAUUAUGAAAGAUGAAUGUUAUACAUUGGAUGUUAAUAGUUCAAGUGAUGGUUUAAAACGAGAAAUUCGUCAUGUAACGGCAAUAGCUGAUGAAUUUAUCAAAACAUCAGCUCGUUCUCUUAAGAAAAUUGGAGGGUUGCAAUCACUAAUGCUCAAUGGCAGAGAUGUUUAUGGAGAUGUCACACAGCAGAUUUGUUUGAGUGUCUUGAAGGAACUUUCGGCUUUACGUAUCCUUGAACUGAGCUGCAAUGCGCAAUAUCAAUAUUUGCGUUUAGAAUCUGUGGGAUGUCUAAAACAUCUUAGAUACUUAGACAUUCCUGGUAACGAUCAGAUAACAACAUUACCUGAUAGUAUUUGUGAUCUCUUGAAUUUACAGACUUUGAAACUCAAUGGGUGUUUAAAUUUUGAAAGUUUGCCCAGAAAUACGAAAGACCUUAUCAGCCUACGACAUCUUUAUUUGAAGAGUUGUGAUAAAUUAAAAUAUAUGCCUAGAGGGAUUGGGAAAUUGAAACAUCUGAAGGCGUUAAGCUUGUUUGUGAUAAGCAGCAAGGGGAGAGACUGCCAAUUAGAUGAAUUAAAAGAAUUGGAUAUUGGUGGAUCAUUGAAAUUGAAGAACCUUGGAAGAGUUAGCGAUACAUCUAUAAAAAGAGGGAUAAGUAUGGCUAAAAAGACGAAUAUCAAUGAAUUGGAGUUGGAAUGGAGAUCUGAUGAUGAAGACGAUGAGGGCAAGAAUACUAGAGAUGAGAAAAUUGGUGAAGCUCUAGAGGUUUCAACUGCGAGGUUGAAGAUUUUGAUAAUGAGGGGUUACAAAGGUGAAAAUUUCCCUAAAUGGCAUGAGCUUAAGGGCUUGGACAAUGUGAAUACGAUUUCUAGUAGCAGUGAUGGCAAUGAAAUGAUAGUACUAUUCCCUUUGUUAGAGAAAUUGGAGAUUGGAAGAAUGAAGAAUUUGAGGGAAUUAGUGUCACCUUGCUGUUGGAAUACUGGAGCAUUCCCUAAUCUAUCCAGUCUGCGUAUAUUUAAAUGCCCAAAGCUAGGGGCUUUGCCACCGCAUCUCAAAUCACUCAAAGAUGUAACUGUUGAGGGUGAAUGUUCGGAUGAGUUGUUAUAUAGCAUCUCAAAUCUUAGUGCUCUCACUAGUCUCUUUCUUCGUGAUAUGAAUGAAAGAAGUGUUUUAUUUGGAGCUGGUUAUAUGGCAUUAAUGUUUGAUGAUGAAGCACAAUUAGGAGGAGGAGGAGUACGCUCAACUUUCCAAUCUCUUCAAUCUCUGUAUAUUAUCAACUGCGAGAAGUUAAGGCGUUUGUUUGAUGAGGGAAUGAUAUCAAAGAUUAGUGGCUGCCAGAACAAACACUUCAUCAACUCUCUCACGGAAUUGAAUAUCUGGUAUUGCCCGGAGUUGAUGAUAUCAGUUGAGGAAUUUGUUGGAAACCUCAAUAUUAAUAAUAAUAAUAAUUCACUACAGAGAUUGCAUAUAAAAUAUUGUCCUAAGUUGGUGUCUUCAGAAGAUGCGGACGAUUUUAUGGCACUCCUGCGUUCUCUUCGAGCAAGACUUGGUCCUGAGAAGUUCAAUGUAGAUAUUCUAUUGGGAGAGGAAUAG
Molecule: messenger RNA, 3093 nt
Organism: Impatiens glandulifera
Lineage: Eukaryota; Viridiplantae; Streptophyta; Magnoliopsida; Ericales; Balsaminaceae
Product: putative disease resistance protein RGA3
Exons: 1
Coding region: 1-3093 (1030 amino acids)
Biological process (GO): defense response to other organism
Molecular function (GO): ADP binding
Source: RefSeq, a predicted model, not a curated record